AUGGCAAAAUCCCAAGUUAGCUUAUGCAAGCUCUUUGCUCUCUUCAUCAGCUUUCUUCUCAUAGCAUCAUGUGGGAUUCCAGUGGCGGAAGGUGGUAGCCCGCUAUGCAGUAAGAUGAGCCAGACUUGGAGUGGCUUCUGUGGGAUAUCUAAACACUGUGACAACCAAUGCCGGAAAUGGGAGAAGGCCGAGCGCGGGGCCUGCCACCACAAGGGACUUGGAUUUGCCUGCUUUUGCUACUUCAAAAAAUGCUGA
Striga hermonthica is the source of this 255-nucleotide messenger RNA. The record is from the annotation of a GenBank genome assembly. NCBI's taxonomy places the organism in Eukaryota, Viridiplantae, Streptophyta, Magnoliopsida, Lamiales, Orobanchaceae.